This is a messenger RNA of Cryptococcus deneoformans JEC21, 486 nucleotides long. RefSeq lists its product as hypothetical. NCBI's taxonomy places the organism in Eukaryota, Fungi, Basidiomycota, Tremellomycetes, Tremellales, Cryptococcaceae. The coding region runs from base 104 to 427 and encodes 107 amino acids. The record is from RefSeq and is a predicted model, not a curated record. The transcript has 2 exons. Gene Ontology annotation, cellular component: preribosome, large subunit precursor.
UUUAUAAAUUAUCAAAUCGGUACAGCAACGACCGAAGCAGCCAAAACUUCACUCAAAUCUUCAACUAUUUCUCAAACAGCCCAAUUCCAAAAGCAUAUCCACAAUGGCCAAGUCAAUUCGAUCCAAAGCUAAGAUGGCUUCUCGUGCCCGAAAGAGGAACAUGUCCCACUAUGCCGCCACUGAAGCAGCUCGAACUCAACGUCUGUCCGACAAGCUCUUGGGCAAGGACAAGAAGGAGGAUGGAGACAAUGAGGAAGUUAAGGAGGAGCGCAUUGAAGGCGAAGAUGCUGAGAUGAAGGAGGAACCCAAGAAGAUCUCUACAUCCGGAUACAGGGGUUCAAGAAAGGAGCAAUGGAGGACCGCUAGAGGUAUGAGCGUCAGGCCAAAGGGCAGUACCAAGGCCAAGAGGAACACCAGGAGACGUUAGAUUGGGGCUUUAGAUGAGGUGUGGCAUAUAUGAGAUGUUGUACGAUAAUCUUACCUGGA